AUUCAUUUUUUCUCACCUUUUCUGCUCCUUCUUCUUCCUCUAAUAAACAUUUUUUGGGAAGGAGAAGGAGAGAUCUGUCCAAGUAUAUACAUUUUCCAAUAAGACAUUUUAUUUUUUUCUUAAGAAUAAAAGUGAAUCAUAAAACGUCAAGAUGAAUGACUUAUUCUCCAAUUCAUUUAAACAAUGUCAAGAUAAUGAUUUGGAGGCUGGAGGAGGUGGUGGGAAUGACACAGGGGAACUUGACAAGUUCUUCCAAGAUGUCGAGAAUGUCAAGGAAGACAUGGCCGGGGUAGACAAACUCUACAAGAGGUUACAAGAGGCAAAUGAGGAAAGCAAGACGGUCCAUAAUGCCAAGAACAUGAAACAACUCAGAGCCAAGAUGGACUCUGACGUUGAGCAAGUGUUGAAGCGUGUGAGAGUCAUUAAGGGAAAGAUUGAGGCACUUGAUAAGUCUAAUAUCGCCAAUCGCAAGCUCCUUGGUUGUGGGCCUGGCUCGUCAGCUGACAGGACACGAACAUCUGUUGUUAGUGGUUUGGGGAAAAAGCUUAAAUCCAUGAUGGAUGACUUUCAAUCCCUGCGAUCCCGUAUGAACGAAGAGUACAAGGAAACUGUCGCAAGAAGAUACUUCACCAUCACGGGUGAGAGGGCAAAUGAUGAGUUGAUUGAAAAUCUUAUCUCUAAUGGCGAAGGUGAAGAUUUCAUGCAAAAGGCAAUCCAAGAUCAAGGUCGAGGUCAAAUUAUGGACACUAUCUCUGAAAUUCAAGAAAGGCAUGAUUCUGUGAAAGAAAUAGAAAAAAACUUGAUUGAACUCCAUCAAGUUUUCUUGGACAUGGCCGCACUAGUUGAGGCCCAAGGGCAACAAUUGAAUGAUAUCGAGAGCCACGUGUCUCACGCUAGUUCAUUCGUGCACCGUGGGACUGAACAACUAGUUGAAGCCAGAGAGUUGCAAAAGAACUCGAGGAAAUGCACCAUGAUCGCCAUUUUCCUUGUUAUCAUAUUUGUUAUCGUCGUACUUUACCCAAUUUGGUUCCCAAUGUUGAUAAAUAGCAUCUAAAGAUGGAGAUAAGAAAUCGGGUAGAAGAAGUCAAUUAUGUUUCCCGGAUUUUGUUCCUCAUUAUCAACCUU
Molecule: messenger RNA, 1125 nt
Organism: Erigeron canadensis
Lineage: Eukaryota; Viridiplantae; Streptophyta; Magnoliopsida; Asterales; Asteraceae
Product: syntaxin-125-like
Exons: 1
Coding region: 152-1054 (300 amino acids)
Biological process (GO): vesicle fusion; intracellular protein transport; exocytosis
Cellular component (GO): plasma membrane; SNARE complex; endomembrane system
Molecular function (GO): SNARE binding; SNAP receptor activity
Source: RefSeq, a predicted model, not a curated record